This is a messenger RNA of Microcebus murinus (gray mouse lemur), 5677 nucleotides long. NCBI's taxonomy places the organism in Eukaryota, Metazoa, Chordata, Mammalia, Primates, Cheirogaleidae. The record is from RefSeq and is a predicted model, not a curated record.
CUGCGCGCGCUCGGCAUGUGUCAGUUGUUGGAAACGUGGUGUCCGGGGGCGGAGUCAGCGUGCAACGAGCGCCCGGAUAGCCCGGGCUGGCGCGUGGCCCCGGGUCCUGGCUACUUGGAGGGUUCGGUGGGGUUUCUAGCCCGGCCGCAGGCUCUGUUCGAGCCCGGCCCGCGCACAGAGGCUGCCCAGUCGGGCCCUGGGGCUCUGGCUUUUCCGGUUGGGCAGCUCCUGGUGUGCGCCGGGCUGGGUGCAGGGCGGGGAAACGUCCAACGACAGAAACUGAAAGCAGAGGACAAACAUCACGAUGCUGCUCAUGAGAUCAUCGAGACCAUCCGAUGGGUCUGUGAAGAAAUCCCGGAUCUCAAGCUCGCCAUGGAGAACUACGUGUUGAUAGAUUAUGACACCAAAAGCUUCGAGAGCAUGCAGAGGCUCUGUGACAAGUACAACCGGGCCAUCGACAGCAUCCACCAGCUGUGGAAGGGCACCACCCAGCCCAUGAAGCUGAACACUCGGCCGUCCAAUGGGCUCUUGCGGCACGUCCUGCAACAGGUCUACAACCACUCAGUGACCGACCCAGAGAAGCUCAACAACUAUGAGCCCUUCUCGCCUGAGGUGUACGGGGAGACGUCCUUCGACCUGGUGGCCCAGAUGAUCGAUGAGAUCAAGAUGACUGAGGAUGACCUGUUCGUGGACUUGGGAAGCGGUGUGGGCCAGGUCGUACUCCAGGUCGCUGCAGCCACUAACUGUAAGCAUCACUAUGGCGUCGAGAAAGCGGACAUCCCAGCCAAGUACGCGGAGACCAUGGACCGAGAGUUCAGGAAGUGGAUGAAAUGGUAUGGAAAAAAGCAUGCAGAAUACACAUUGGAAAGAGGCGACUUCCUCUCAGAAGAGUGGAGAGAGCGCAUCGCCAACACGAGUGUUAUAUUUGUGAAUAACUUUGCCUUUGGUCCUGAGGUGGAUCACCAGCUGAAGGAGCGGUUCGCAAACAUGAAGGAAGGUGGCAGGAUCGUAUCCUCGAAGCCCUUUGCACCUCUAAACUUCAGAAUAAACAGUAGAAACUUGAGUGACAUCGGCACCAUCAUGCGCGUCGUGGAGCUGUCACCCCUGAAGGGCUCCGUGUCGUGGACGGGGAAGCCAGUCUCCUACUACUUGCACACUAUUGACCGGACCAUACUUGAAAACUAUUUUUCUAGUCUGAAAAAUCCAAAACUCAGGGAGGAACAAGAGGCAGCUCGGCGCCGGCAGCAGCGGGAGAACAAGAGCAAUGCGACUACCCCCACCAAGGUGCCCGAGAGCAAGGCGGCCGGCCCCUCGGAUGCUCCCAUGGAUUCCGCUGCCGAGGAAGACAGAGCCGGAACAGCCCCCGUCAAGAAGCCGUCCCCCUCCAAGGCCCGCAAGAAGAAGCUGAAUAAGAAGGGGCGGAAGAUGGCUGGCCGCAAGCGCGGCCGCCCUAAGAAGAUGAGCACUGCAAACCCCGAGCGAAGGCCCAAGAAGAGCCAAACUGCACUGGAUCUCCUGCACGCGCAGACCACAUCCCAGACAGCGUCCCCCUCACCCCAGGAUGCCUACAGGUCACCUCAUAGCCCCUUUUACCAGCUACCUCCGAGCGUACAGCGGCCCUCCCCCAACCCGCUGCUGGGGGCACCCACCCCGCCCGCGCUGCAGAAGCUGCUAGAGUCCUUCAAGAUUCAGUACCUGCAGUUCUUGGCAUACACAAAAACUCCUCAGUACAAGGCCAACCUGCAGCAGUUGCUGGACCAGGAGAAGGAGAAGAACACCCAGCUGCUGGGCACGGCACAGCAGCUCUUCAGCCACUGCCAGGCGCAGAAGGAGGAGAUCAGGAGGCUCUUCCAGCAGAAACUGGACGAGCUGGGGGUGAAGGCCCUCACCUAUAACGACCUGAUCCAGGCGCAGAAGGAGAUCUCUGCACACAACCAGCAGCUGCGGGAGCAGUCGGAACAGCUGGAGAAGGACAAUAGCCAGCUCCGUAGCCAGAGUCUGCAGCUGCUCAAGGCCCGGUGUGAGGAGCUGAAGCUGGACUGGGCCACGUUGUCUCUGGAGAAGCUGCUGAAGGAGAAGCAGGCCCUGCGGACGCAGAUCUCAGAGAAGCAGCGGCACUGCCUGGAGCUGCAGAUCAGCAUCGUGGAGCUGGAGAAGAGCCAGCGGCAGCAGGAGCUGCUGCAGCUCAAAUCCUGCCUGCCGCCUGACGAAGCACUGUCCACGCACCUGCGAGGGAAAGGCACCCUGGGCCGCGAUCUGGAGGCUGACCCCAGCAGGCUGCAUCUUGAGCUGGAUUGCACCAAGUUCUCGCUCCCCCGCUUCAGCAGCAUGAGCCCAGAACUCUCCAUGAAUGGCCACGCCACCAGCUAUGAGCUCUGUGGCGCCCUGAGCCGGCCGUCGUCCAAGCAGAACACCCCCCAGUACCUGGCCUCCCCCCUGGACCAAGAGGUGGUGCCCUGCACGCCUAGCCACGGCGGCCGGCCACGUCUGGAGAAGCUGUCUGGCCUGGCCGUGCCUGACUACACCAGGCUCUCUCCGGCCAAGAUCGUGCUGCGGCGGCACCUGAGCCAGGACCACGCAGCGUCCAGCAGGGCAGCCACCAGUGAGCUACACCCGCGAGCCGAGCAUGCCAAGGAGAACGGCCUUCCUUACCACAGCCCCAGCACGUCCAGCAGCUUGAAGCUGAGCCCUCAGGACCCCCAGCCCCCGUCCCCUGGGGCCUUGCAGCUCACCGGGGAGAAGAGCAGUGAGAAGGGUAUGAAGGAUCGAGCCUAUGGGAGCAGCGGGGAGGCCAUCACCAGCCUGCCCAUCAGCAUCCCGCUGAGCACGGUGCAGCCCAGCAAGCUGCCUGUCAGCAUCCCGCUGGCCAGCGUGGUGCUACCCAGCCGCGCGGAGAGAGUGAGAAGCACCCCAAGCCCCGUGCCGCAGCCCCGAGACUCCACGUCCACACUUGAAAAGCAGAUCGGUGCUAAUGCCCACGGUGCUGGGAGCAAGAGCCUUGCCCUAGCCCCCGCAGGCUUCUCCUAUGCCGGCUCAGUGGCCAUCAGUGGGGCCCUAGCCGGCAGUCCCGCACCACUCGCCCCGGGAGCUGAGCCAGCCGCCUUCGAGGAGUCCUCUGGCUCGGGGAGCAUCUUUGCCUCCGUGGGGUCCCGAAGCUCGACACCGCAGCACCUGCCCCUACUGGCACAGCCCCGCAGCUCUCGCCCAGCCUCUCCAGCCCACCAGCUCUCCGCCAGCCCCCGACUGGGUGGGGCCACCCAGGGCCCCCUCCCUGAUGGCAGCAAGGGGGACCUGCCCUCUGAUGCUGGCUUCUCAGAUCCUGAGAGCGAGGCCAAGCGGAGGAUCGUCUUCACCAUUUCCGCCGGCAUAGGCAGCGCCAAGCAGUCGCCUUCCAGCAAGCACAGCCCUCUGAGUGCGGGCACCCGUGGGGACUGCGGUCAGAGCCACGGGCAGGACAGCCGGAAGCGGGGCCGGAGGAAGCGAGCAUCGGCUGGGACCCCCAGUCUGAGUGCGGGUGUGUCACCCAAGCGCCGGGCCUUGCCACCUGUGGCUGGCCUCUUCACGCAGCCGUCAGGGUCCCCCCUCAACCUCAACUCCAUGGUCAGUAACAUCAACCAGCCCUUGGAGAUCACAGCCAUUUCGUCCCCUGAGAACUCCCUGAAGAGCUCCCCCAUUCCCUACCAGGAUCACGACCAGCCUCCCGUGCUCAAAAAGGAGCGGCCCCUGGGCCAGACCAACGGAGCACACUAUUCCCCACUAACCUCAGACGAGGAGCCUGGCUCGGAGGAUGAGCCCAGCAGUGCCCGAAUUGAGAGAAAAAUUGCAACGAUUUCCUUAGAAAGCAAAUCUCCUCCGAAAACCAUGGAGAAUGGUGGCAGCUUGGGAAGGAAGCUGACGCCUGCGAGUGAGCCCGUCAACAGCAGCAAGUGGAAAUCCACCUUCUCGCCCAUCUCCGACAUCAGCCUGGCCAAGUCUGCAGACAGCCCACUGCAGGCCGGCUCCGCCCUGAGCCAGAACUCCCUGUUUGCGUUCCGGCCUGCCCUGGAGGAGCCCGUCACCACCGACGGGAAGCUUGCUGCUCACCCUAGGAAAGGCUUUCCUAGCUCCCUGGCGGGGACCGAUGGACUUAGCCCAAACGCCAACCCCUCCCACGGCUUUGCCUUCAGCGGGAGCCUGGCCGCAGAACUCAACUUACACAGCUUCAGCGAUGGUGCUUCUCUCGCUCAUAAGGGCCCCGAGGCUCUGGGCUCCCCGCUGAGCUUCCCCUCGCAGAGGGCCAAGGAGGCCGCGGAAGCCAACCCCUUCCUCGGCAAGAGGCAGCUGGACGGCCUGUCCAGCCUGAAGGCCGAAGGCUCCAAAGGCAAAGAGGUGGGCGAAGGCGGCCUGGCCCUGUGCGGGCCUGGCGAGAAGGCGCCCCCACCAUUGGGCAGCAAGGCCAGCAAGGGCCGGGACCGCGACCUCGAUCUCAAGAAUGGCCACAACCUCUUCAUCUCUGCCGCAGCCGUGCCUCCCGGGGGCCUCCUCAGUGGCCCUGGCCUGGCCCCAGCGGCAUCCUCUGCAGGCGGUGCGGCCCCUACCGCCCAGACUCACCGGCCCUUCCUGGGCGCCUUCGCCCCGGGCCCACAGUUCACGCUGGGGCCCGUGUCCCUGCAGGCCAACCUCAGCUCGGUGGCCGGCUCAUCUGUGCUGCAGUCCUUGUUCAGCUCGGUGCCGGCUGCUGCGGGCCUGGUCCAUGUGUCCUCUGCUGCCACCAGACUGACCAACUCACACGCCAUGGGCAACUUCUCCUCCGGGGUGACAGGCGGAACAGUUGGAGGUGUCUUUAACCACGCGGUGCCUUCCGCCUCUGCUCAUCCGUUUGGAGCCCGUGUCGGCCGUGGGGCCGUAUGUGGCAGCGCCACGCUGGGCCCGAGCCCGCUGCAGGCGGCGGCCAGCGCCUCGGCCUCUUCCUUUCAGGCCCCGGCCUCGGUCGAGCCUCGGCCGCCCCCUCCGCCUCCGCCUCCCCCACUCCCUCCGCCUCCGCACCUGGGCCGGCCCCCUGCGGGGCCACCCACCCUCCACGCACCCCCUAACGCCGCCUUGCCUCCUCCCCCCACGCUGCUGGCCGCUAACCCCGAGCCCGUGCUUCUGCAGAGCCUUGCGUCCAUCCCACCUAACCGCGCUUUCUUGCCCCCUGCCUCUGCCGCCUCCCUGCAGCCUGCUAACGCCUCUUUGUCUGCCAAGCUGGCCUCCCUCCCGCACAAGGGCGCCCGCCCCUCCUUCACGGUGCACCACCAGCCCCUGCCUCGGCUGGCCCUGGCGCAGGCCGCGCCCGGGAUUCCACAGGCCAGCACCACGGGGUCGUCCGCUGUGUGGGUUUCCCUUGGCAUGCCGCCUCCUUAUGCCGCGCACCUUUCGGGGGUUAAGCCGCGAUAAAGACUUGCUUAGCUAGCAGUUCGUAUUGUGUAAGGUAACUAGGACUUCUACCUCAACCGCGAGACCUAUGCAAGGACGGUGUGGACCAAGGCGCCUGCUACACGGUGCUUGCCAGCCUGCCCGGCUCCCCUGAGCAGCGAGGAGGACGGGAGGACGAGCUCUACUGUGAAUCGCGGCACACCCGCAGGAGAGGCUGGGCCUGGUCCAGUUGUACUGUCGAUAGUUUUAGAUAAAGUAUUUAUCGUUUUUUAAAAAGUAUAAA